Molecule: messenger RNA, 912 nt
Organism: Neohortaea acidophila
Lineage: Eukaryota; Fungi; Ascomycota; Dothideomycetes; Mycosphaerellales; Teratosphaeriaceae
Exons: 2
Coding region: 132-851 (239 amino acids)
Source: RefSeq, a predicted model, not a curated record
AACAAAGGUAAGGAGAUGUCAUUUCCUCUAUUUGUCGAUUGUCUCCUUCAAAAGAGCCGCAGUUCCAUCGCAGAUUGUUGCAUACAAUCGAUUACACAGCGCUAUCAACUAGACCUCAAUCUACGAAGAACAUGCGAUCGCCUAAAUCAGAGCUUCGUGUUCGCUUUGCGAGCUUGACUGAUCCCGACCGAAGGCAGGGCCGAGUAUUUGACAAGGAGGAAAUUGCCUCGUCUCGUAUCCCUGCAACGCAAGGCAACGCUGACGAGAAGCCGUCCGAGCAGAGCAUACCCACCUGGGACCCCGAGACUACAGUCGAGGCAACUCGUCUAUUCCGACACAUCGUCUGGAUCGAAGAGGCACAUCCGGGCCGCAGGAUUACCGUAGACGUACACGAAUGCGAGGCCAUCAGCCCCCGAACGACCGUGGUCAAAGUGCCUGCAUGGUCGCUGGAGGCAGACGACAAAUGGUUCAGGCAAAAGGUACAGCCGCGGCGACAUACCGGCCGGAGAAAGCCGGGGAUGACCACGCGAAAGCCUGUGACAGAGAACGAGCGGCAUGGUGAUGCAUGUGUCGUCCAGCUUUAUAAUCCAUCAAAAAGUGAAGUGAGACACUUCCAGAGGUGGCAUGAUAGAAGCGAUGACAAGCGCGGAAGUGGCUCACUUGCUUUUGAACGUCCCCUGCCACGCACGUUCUCGCUCAUCAUGCGCGUUUCUAAAUGCCGCGCGGAAACGAAAGGCCCGGAUGAGGUUUUCCGCAUCGCAAGUGAUCGACAUCGCACAAACCUUGGAAGCUGGUACCUGGAGAUCGCCGUCUGGGGAAGUCGAGGAAACGCUGAAACGACGAAGGACUGACGAAGAACUGACUCAUGUUUCUCGAGACAACAAAUCCAACAAUGUCUUAUUAAUCAUCCCU